Molecule: messenger RNA, 1040 nt
Organism: Raphanus sativus (radish)
Lineage: Eukaryota; Viridiplantae; Streptophyta; Magnoliopsida; Brassicales; Brassicaceae
Product: dolichol-phosphate mannosyltransferase subunit 1
Exons: 8
Coding region: 102-827 (241 amino acids)
Biological process (GO): protein O-linked glycosylation via mannose; GPI anchor biosynthetic process
Cellular component (GO): endoplasmic reticulum membrane
Molecular function (GO): dolichyl-phosphate beta-D-mannosyltransferase activity
Source: RefSeq, a predicted model, not a curated record
GUCCUUUGUUCGAGUUACAGACGACGGUGGAUUUUUCACAGGCGGAUAAAGGAAGCUCUCUCCGUUUGUAAAAGUUAGGUUUUUUUUGGGGAUCGGGUGAUAUGGCGGAGGAGAAGGAGAAGAACAAGUAUAGCAUAAUCAUUCCCACGUACAACGAGCGCCUCAAUAUCGCUCUUAUUGUCUACCUCAUUUUCAAGCAUCUCCGGGAUGUUGAUUUUGAGAUAAUUGUUGUGGAUGAUGGGAGUCCUGACGGCACUCAAGAAAUUGUCAAGCAACUGCAGGACUUGUAUGGUGAAGACCGCAUUCUUUUAAGAGCUAGAGCCAAGAAGCUUGGUUUGGGAACUGCAUAUAUCCAUGGUUUGAAGCAUGCUACAGGUGAUUUCGUUGUUAUCAUGGAUGCUGAUCUUUCACAUCAUCCAAAGUAUUUGCCAAGUUUCAUCAAGAAACAACUAGAGACGAAUGCAAGCAUAGUGACAGGUACACGAUAUGUAAAAGGAGGUGGUGUACACGGGUGGAACCUUAUGCGGAAACUCACAAGCAGAGGAGCAAAUGUGCUAGCUCACACACUUUUAUGGCCUGGUGUAUCUGAUUUAACCGGAUCAUUUAGGCUAUACAAGAAAUCGGUGCUUGAAGACGUGAUAUGCUCAUGCGUGAGCAAAGGUUAUGUCUUUCAGAUGGAAAUGAUCGUCCGUGCUACCAGAAAAGGAUACCAUAUUGAAGAGGUACCGAUCACAUUUGUGGAUAGAGUCUUUGGAACUUCGAAGCUGGGAGGAUCUGAAAUAGUGGAAUAUCUAAAAGGACUCGUCUAUCUUCUUCUCACGACUUAAGACCAAGCACAGCUCAACAACACAUGAAUCUCUCUUUAUACUCUCGUUCGUCUCUUAAACACUUGAACUCUGAUCAUUUCCUGUUAGAAACUUCACUUUACCUUUUGACUAGAGAAAGAGACAGAGUUGUGCAUCCUUCAAAGACUCAAAAAAAGUUCAUACCAUCAUAAACGUUGUUUUUUUUUUUAAAGAUGUUGAGUUUGAGAUGUCUUA